Molecule: messenger RNA, 1836 nt
Organism: Acanthosepion pharaonis
Lineage: Eukaryota; Metazoa; Mollusca; Cephalopoda; Sepiida; Sepiidae
Source: the annotation of a GenBank genome assembly
AUGCCAAAUAGCAAGAACCACAGCUUUCUUUCCAACUCCUCUUUAUCAAACGUCUGUGACUACAAUCCUCUCAAUGCAAUGUUUAAGAUUUCUCUGAAUGGAAAGACAUGCCGGAGUUUGUCCACUGGGGAGAUGGUGUCCGAAACAAAAGAAGAGAAGCGUAGAAACAGUGAUGGUAGUACAAUGAGAAGUCAAUUUGAAGAAUUAUUACGCUAUUCACUUGGUCUUGGCAGUUCGUAUCCAAAGUAUAUUAAUGAUUCCAGUAGUAGCAGUUCUUUAUCUGAUCUGUCUGAGGACACUAAAGUUAGCGAGUCACCCCUGAGAUCGACAAUCACGGAUACAGCUUUGUCGAUGUUAGGAAUAAAGACAAAUCAAAAGACAGGUGGAAAUAAAAGCAGUGGAAAUGCUCCCAAUGUAUACAGGCCUGCUAAUUAUCUAGGCUCCAUUAGCUCACCUGAUAUGUCAUACCAGGAUAAAAUAUUGGCUGCUUCUGUUGGAUCCACUUCUGAUAAUGCCAUCACAAAUUAUUCCAUGAAAGAGACCAAAAGACUUAAUAAAGGAAUCCUAAAAAGACCAUCAACAGAAAAGCUUAAUACAGCUAACUUAUCUUUAUUAUCUGGCAAUGGUCUGAUUCCAAUUGACCCCAAACCUUCUGCUACCAAAGAGGUGUGUUCUGCUAUUAGAGGAUUGAAUUCUUUGCCGUGUAAAGCUACCAAUAUGCAGAGGGUCUCUUCAAUGAUAGAGAGUCGACCGAACCACACCAAUAAAUCAUUCUCAUCAUCAUCGACAUCUUCUUCUUCAUCCUCUUUAAAGACACCAAUGGUGACCCUAAAUCCAGUUGAAGACAAUGAAGUAGUUACACCUCGUCAAUUUGGCAAGAGACACGGGAACAAAAACAAUCGAAAAUCUUGGCCCUCAUAUCAGGGCCCACCUCUGGACAUUUCAGAAGAAAUGUCUGAUCUGUCACUUUUGAAAUCAAGUCUGUUGGGCCGAGACCGCAAUUUGGUCAAAUUAGUCCAGAGGCAAAAGCGAAGUUAUUCUUUUGAUAAAAACAGCAUUUUUGAGGAUGUUGAUGGUGUAGAACCUGGACGCAUCAUCAUGGGAAGUAACCGUCUUUCAAAUUAUUCAUUCAAUUCGUCCAGUUCCUUUGUUUCAGUUGGAAGCCCCUCAAAUGAAUCCUACAACUCUAUGUUCACAUCGCUUGAGUCUUUUGUCUCGGCAUGUGAUGCUUCAGCGAAAACUGCACCUGUCAACGGCAGCACAUCUGCAGAAUCAUUCGCAACAGUCAAUGAUUCUUCAACAGAAAUUGUAUCUGUCAAUGGGAGUACAUCAGCGGAAUCCUUUAUGACUGUAGGUGACACAGUUAGUGAGCACGCAUCCAUGAAGAACUCUUCAACAGAACCUCAGCAGAUUUUACAGAAUUACCGACACAAGAACCAGCAAAUGCAAAAAUCAAUUCUUACAUUAACACCUCCGUUCCCUCAGCCAUUUUCAUCCUCUUCUUCUUCUCCGUCAUCACCUCUGCUGUCUUACGAGGACAAUCAAACAAAAGGACAUAUAAAUGCUUGUACAGACAGCUCACUUUCUGUUAAUGUUGACUGCGGCUCAGACGCACUCACACCAGAAGAUGAAGCCAGCAUUCCAAGUAAUGUGACAACCCCAAGACAGUCAUACAUUGAGGAUUCUGAUCAAGUCAGUUUGAGCAGCAGCAGUACCUCAGAUGGAAGCCAGUUGGCAGGAGAGUGUCCUUUUAUCUUCAAUUGUAAUAUAAGCCGAGCUGUGAAGCUAACUUUGUCUAGCACAUGUCCUACAUGCCAUUGUUCCUUAGGUAAGUAA